UCACACAAAUGCGAAACAGUUUGUUUUGGCCGUUUCCUCGCAUCCUGGCAGUGUAGCGGUCCUGUCGUCUAAUAACAACAAUCCACGCGCAAAAUGGCGAGCUCUACUGGAAGAAGUCGCUGGGACGAUAAAGGAAGUGCUAGUCUAGGCGGUGGCACUACUGCGGUAGCGUCAGGCCGCCAUGGUGACGAUCAGGAGUCGACGAGCCCCGCCGACGCGGAGAAGCGAAAGCACGACGACGGAGAAGGCGCGAGCGACGAUUCCCCCAAGAAGCCGAAGCUUACCAUGGGGUUCUCCCGGACUUUCAGCAGCGCCAAGGCAACCGAGGAGAAAAAGCCCGGACCAGCGCCGAUCUUGAUCAAGUUCGGCGGACCGAAAUCCAAAGAGCAGAAGACAACCGUGAAGAAGAGCUCUAGCUUAUCUGUCGCCGAGGCCUUCAACCAGAGCAGUGAUGAAGAAGAGGAGAUGCCACCCGAGGCGAAAAUGCGCAUGCGAAACAUCGGCAGGGACACUCCUACAUCUGCUGGACCCAACUCGUUUGGCAAGACUCGCAAGGGCUUUUGCGACAUCAAGAAGGUUUUCGAGCGAGACCUGAAAUCCAAAAUGAAUGAAGUAGCCGACUGAGAGCAGCUUUUUUUUAUACGUGCUUGACAAGUGAGCUAGAAACUAAGGAAUGCAUUGCUGGCUCGCAUUCGUUUUUUUUUUUUUCCAGGCUGAUUGGCAUUGUCUGCGUCAUUGUUUGAUCGUCAUACUUUUGCUUUGUAUAGGUGGUACACUGGGAGAAAAUUCAUAAAUAUUGUAUUGGAAGGUUAGGACCAAAAAAAAAAUAAAACAAGGCUCUCAUGAUAACGCCCCAUUAUUCAAGGUAUUGUAGCAGCAUUUAUUCUAGAUGGCACUGCAAUAUAUUUUUUGUUACUUUCUGCUUUUGGUCUGUAAAUAAACAUGUCAAAACCUCCUAAA
Molecule: messenger RNA, 960 nt
Organism: Rhipicephalus microplus (southern cattle tick)
Lineage: Eukaryota; Metazoa; Arthropoda; Arachnida; Ixodida; Ixodidae
Product: PEST proteolytic signal-containing nuclear protein
Biological process (GO): protein ubiquitination; proteasome-mediated ubiquitin-dependent protein catabolic process
Cellular component (GO): nucleus
Source: RefSeq, a predicted model, not a curated record